Gymnodraco acuticeps is the source of this 3987-nucleotide messenger RNA. Its product is annotated as RNA-binding protein with multiple splicing-like. The transcript is spliced from 9 exons. The coding region runs from base 264 to 848 and encodes 194 amino acids. The record is from RefSeq and is a predicted model, not a curated record. Lineage: Eukaryota; Metazoa; Chordata; Actinopteri; Perciformes; Bathydraconidae. Gene Ontology annotation, molecular function: mRNA binding.
CCUCAGCUGGGAGAAGUUUGCAGCAGUCUAACAGCAGCGUGUUUCACUGAGAGCAGCAGAGCAAGAGGAGAAGCUUUCUGUCUGAUUUUACUCGCAGCUUCAGAUUUUACUUUGAAUCCGUGUCGUCACUGAUGUCGCGUAACUAGCAGCUGCAAGCGGACUGAAGUCUGUCGGAGGUACUGGAAACCUGCAGCGGGAGGAAGAGGAGCAGAGGAAAACUGACUGAAGAAGAAGAAGACAGUCCCGUUGAUAAAGUCGUCAGGAUGAGCAACAACAAAAGCGAGAAGGAGACCGAGCCGAGUGAGUUCACCAACCACGAGGAAGAGGUCCGGACGCUCUUCGUCAGUGGGCUGCCGCUGGAUAUCAAGCCUCGCGAGCUCUACCUCCUCUUCAGACCUUUUAAGGGAUAUGAAGGCUCCUUGAUAAAACUCACAUCUAAACAGCCGGUAGGCUUUGUCAGCUUUGACAGCAGAUCAGAGGCCGAGGCAGCGAAGAACGCCCUGAACGGGGUCCGGUUCGAUCCAGAGAUCCCUCAGACCCUCCGGCUGGAGUUCGCCAAGGCCAACACCAAGAUGGCCAAGAACAAGCUGGUGGGCACUCCCAACCCCCUCCCCUCCCAGCAGAGCCCCGGGCCCCAGUUCAUCAGCAGAGACCCCUAUGAGCUCACAGUGCCCGGUCUCUAUCCCAGCAGCCCUGAUGUGUGGGCGUCAUACCCGCUGUACCCGGCGGAGCUGUCCCAGGCACUGCCACCCGCUUUCACCUACCCCUCCUCGCUGCACGCUCAGAUACGCUGGCUCCCUCCUGCAGAUGGAAGUCCUCAGGGAUGGAAGUCCAGGCAGUUCUGCUGAAGUAUGUGCUCCUGAUGUGUGAUGGUGUGCGGCUGUGACGGUGUUGCUGCUUCUCGUGUCCCAUUGAAGGAGGAGGACUGCCCCCCCCCCCUCGAAGCAGCACCGUCGCAGCCUCCUGGGCCUCAGGACAGACCGCGCCCCCCUCGCCUCCAUCACACAUUGAGCACCCCCCCCCCCGCCCCCCGACUGUUUUUAUACUGUUACACACUCCUCUUCGCAGCGGCAGUGCUCCCUCCUGGUGAAGGUACCCCCUCCCCCAACGUUAGCACUGCCCGCUAAUGUUAUUACUAUAAUUAUUACUACUCUGUAUAUCAUUCAUAUUAAUGUUAUUAUUAUGAUUAUUACAUACAUGUUAAGCAUGACUUCGCAAAAAAAAGGAAAAAACUCAAUGCUGUACAUUUUUAGAUAUUUUAAAGAAAUACAAAAAAGUAUUUUUGUAAUCGAAACUGUUUGAAAUGUUUGAUCCUGUUUAAGUGUGCAAGGAACCGUGUGUGUGACAUCAUAUAAUUAUGAGUCAUCAUAGAAUAAUCAGUCAUAAAACAAUGAGUUAUCAUAAAACGAGUGGACGUAAUGCAUCAAAGCAGAGUGUGUCUGCUUUUCUACUUCCUGUUUCUCCGUGUGGGUACCCCAUGGAGCCAACAUGUACUCCUGAUAGAGCUCACAUGUAAUCCUGAUGGACCCAACAUGUAGUCCUGAUGUAGUCCAGAUAGGGCCAAUAAGUAGUCCUGAUGCAGCCAACAUGUAGUCCUGAUGGACCCAACAUGUAGUCCUGAUGUAGUCCAGAUAGGGCCAACAUGUAGUCCUGAUGGACCCAACAUGUAGUCCUGAUGUAGUCCAGAUAGGGCCAACAUGUAGUCCUGAUGGACCCAACAUGUAGUCCUGAUGUAGUCCAGAUAGGGCCAACAUGUAGUCCUGAUGCAGCCAACAUGUAGUCCUGAUGGACCCAACAUGUAGUCCUGAUGUAGUCCAGAUAGGGCCAACAUGUAGUCCUGAUGGACCCAACAUGUAGUCCUGAUGUAGUCCAGAUAGGGCCAACAUGUAGUCCUGAUGCAGCCAACAUGUAGUCCUGAUGGACCCAACAUGUAGUCCUGAUGUAGUCCAGAUAGGGCCAACAUGUAGUCCUGAUGCAGCCAACAUGUAGUCCUGAUGGACCCAACAUGUAGUCCUGAUGUAGUCCAGAUAGGGCCAACAUGUAGUCCUGAUGCAGCCAACAUGUAGUCCUGAUGGACCCAACAUGUAGUCCUGAUCUAGUCCUAAUGGAGACCACAUGUAGUAGUAAAGCCAACAUGUAGUCCUAGUACAGCCAACAUGUGAUCCUGAUGUAGUCCUGAUGGAGCCAAUAUGUAGUCCUGACGUAGUCCUUAAAGAGCCAACAUGCAGUCCUGACGUAGUCCUUAAAGAGCCAACAUGCAGUCCUGAUGUAGACCUGAUGGAGCCAACAUGUAGUCCUGAUGGAGCCAACAUGUAGUCCUGAUGGAGCCAACAUGUAGUCCUAAUGGAGCCAGCAUCUAGUCCUAAUGGAGCCAACAUGUAGUCCUAAUGGAGCCAGCAUGUAGUCCUAAUGGAGCCAGCAUGUAGUCCUAAUGGAGCCAGCAUGUAGUCCUAAUGGAGCCAACUUGUAGUCCUGACGUAGUCCUUAUAAAGCCAACAUGUGGUCCUGAUGGAGCUAACAUGUAGUCCUGAUGGAGCCAACAUGUAGUCCUAAUGGAGCCAGCAUCUAGUCCUGAUGGAGCCAACAUGUAGUCCUGACGUAGUCCUUAUAAAGCCAACAUGUGGUCCUGAUGGAGCUAACAUGUAGUCCUGAUGGAGCCAACAUGUAGUCCUGAUGGAGCCAACAUGUAGUCCUAAUGGAGCCAGCAUCUAGUCCUAAUGGAGCCAACAUGUAGUCCUAAUGGAGCUAGCAUGUAGUCCUAAUGGAGCCAACAUGUAGUCCUGACGUAGUCCUUAUAAAGCCAACAUGUGGUCCUGAUGGAGCUAACAUGUAGUCCUGAUGGAGCCAACUUGUAGUCCUGACGUAGUCCUUAUAAAGCCAACAUGUAGUCCUGAUGGAGCCAACAUGUAGUCCUGAUGGAGCCAACAUGUAGUCCUGAUGGAGCCAACAUGUAGUCCUAAUGGAGCCAGCAUCUAGUCCUAAUGGAGCCAACAUGUAGUCCUAAUGGAGCCAGCAUGUAGUCCUAAUGGAGCCAACUUGUAGUCCUGACGUAGUCCUUAUAAAGCCAACAUGUGGUCCUGAUGGAGCUAACAUGUAGUCCUGUGUAGUCGUCCUCUAUUUUUCUUCUUAUCUCUUUGUUUUCUUACCUGGGACAGUUGUAGACAGAUGUAGACGGGUGUAUUUGGGUGGAGUUGCCCCCCUCCUGACGGCUGUGGUCCUCGCUGAGAUUUCUUGUGAAGUUUGACGUUAUUUUAGCUUCCUGUCUCCUUUGGUGUGACAGCAGAGAGCUGCUCGGCGUCUGAAAGAAAGCGUUUAGUCUCUUUUGUCUAUUUUUAGUGAUUUGCUCGUUGAUGAUUGGAUAAAAUACUCUUUGUGUGUAUUCUGGGCCUGCAAUAAUCUUUGCUGUCUGACACAUCACUGAUCACACUCCUGUGACACUGUGACGACUCCUUGAUGUGGCGUUCUUAGAAAAAUUCGUGAAGAGGCCGGGUCACGCUGAGAAACAGUCCUCCCUGUGAUGUUAAAUCAUAUAUCCAGUGUUUGUAAUGAAUAAUAAUAUUAAUAUGCACAUCAUGAUUUUGUUUCUACAAACAUUUUUUAAGCCAAGUGUGGCAGCAGAUUUACUAGAACAAGUAUUUAUAAGGUGUGUGUGUGUUUUUUUGGGUAUCAUGUUUUUAAAGUGAGAUGCCCAUCAUAUAACUCUCUGUAAGUAUUCCUGUAAGUCUAACUGUAUAUUCCUUUGGUAAUUUUGUAGAGCUUUGUGUGUUUGUAUAUGAACAAUGAUAAUCACUGUGAGCUGCAGAGGUCAGCAGUGUGUACUUUGUGUGUUCCUGCUCCUCUUGUACAGUGUGUGUGUUCUCUGUGAGGAUCAGUGAAUUACAGAGGUGUGUGUGUGUGUGUUUGAAGCAACAAAAAAAGUGAUCAAAAUGAGUUUUUAUGAAAAUGUAAAGACAUUAAAGAUUGACGUCAUGUCAUGAUUACAUUUAA